CAGAUCAUAUCUGUCCUUCCCAAAAAAGAAGAAGUGUUCGGCGGCAUCGCUCGGUGACGUUAACAUAUUUAAAUUGACCAGCCUCUCAACCUGCUCACCUGGAUGAAUGGUAAACAGGUACUGUAGGUCUGGGGCACAUAUAUGAAGCCGUCCACAAGCUGCAGAGCUGCACUCACACUAUGGCCUCGACCGAAGGACAUACUCCGACGUAUAAGAUGAUGUCCUUGGACGGCGACAUCAACCAACACUUCCAGGAUGCAAUCGACGUGAUUCAACAGCAUUCGAAUAACUCAUACUACGAUUCAGAGUAUCCACAUUAUGAGACUCUGGGCGCUCAGCAUCCGUCUCUGCAGUGUCACAUCUCCUGUCGCGUGGUCACACACCCGCCUGACGCUCCGGCUCCGGUCUACGACUGGAGCGACACAGCUCAGCAGUCCUGGCCUCAGGUCAUCCCUGACGUCUCACUGGGUCACUCCAUACCUACUGAAUCCCCUCAGUUCUACUCCAUCGUGCCACCACAGAGGAAAGGUCGCAAGAAGCUCAGACUUUAUGAAUACCUCCAUGAAGCCCUGAACGACCCCAACAUGGGCGACUCCAUCCAGUGGACGGACAGCGGCAGCGGCACUUUCCACUUCAUCUCCAAGAACAAGGAGAAGCUGGCCGAGUGCUGGGGCCAGCGAAAGGGCAACCGGAAGACCAUGACCUACCAGAAGAUGGCCCGAGCCCUGAGAAACUACAGCCGCACGGGCGAGAUCAUCAAGGUGCGCCGCAAGCUCACCUACCAGUUCAACCCGGACAUCCUGCACAAGCUGGGCUCCACUCAGGGGCCCCUGCGGCUGCCCUGUCACCCGGCACAGGAGGAGGCCCACGGCCAGCAGCAGCCGAGCCCGGGCGAGCAGAGCUACUACAGCCCCUCGGCGGUGGACUGGCACAGCUGGUACAGCCACUACCAGCUGCAGGAGGACUACGACCUGGCCGCCAGCUUCACCUCACACAGCACGACCAAACUCUGAGGAGGAGGAGGAGGAGGAGGAGGAUGCUUUAUUUGAAAAACAAAACAAUAAAAAAAAAGCUAGAAUAGCACUCAGAGAAGUAAAUACCUGCGUAAAAAGGCCCAAUCUUCAAAUUACACGGACUCAUAGAUACCGGUUCCCUAAAUGUGCCGUUUUUCAUCUAUGAUACAUAAAUUGUUCCCUGGGAAAUUGUUGAAACUGUCAAAAAAAGGCCAAAUAUAUGAGGGUCAAAAAUACUCCUGGAUUCACCCCCUGAUCCAAAGUUCAGUGGGACCCAAACCGUAAGAUACUUUAAAAACCAUUUCAUGAGACUACAUUAAAUAAGCUAAAUACAUUUAUAUCUGCAUGUAGCUGAUGCUACCACUGUAACUAUAUUUAAGGUUUAUUUGUAUAUAAUAUUGUGUCCUGCUGAACGAUAUGAUAUCUAGAAAAAGGGAAAUAUUAUUGAAAACCCGUCUACAGCUUCAGCUUUCAACAUUGAGACAAUUUCAAACGCCUUUUUAUUUUACUGUUGCAACCACUUACAAUAUAAUAAAUACAAAUAAUUUCAUAGAUGAAUUUAAUUUAACAUAUAUUUUCGAAUCAAAGCCGUUUCCAAUACAUUUCCAAAAUGUUCAAAAUGGUAUUAAAGAUUGUAUUUGAUCAUAAUAAUGAUUUACAUGUAAUAUAAUUUACUUACAGUUCCUGUUGUUCGAGCAGCAACUAGUAUAAGUAUUGUGUUGAAUGACAUGUAUAUAUUUAUGAUUUUCUUGUUAAAGAUUUUAUACUUGUUGUAUUUAUAAUGUAACUUUCCUUUUUUUUCACAAUUUGUUGGACCAUUUCAAUAUGAUCAAUAAAUCAAUCUGUGUUUUCUCA
Molecule: messenger RNA, 1868 nt
Organism: Pleuronectes platessa (European plaice)
Lineage: Eukaryota; Metazoa; Chordata; Actinopteri; Pleuronectiformes; Pleuronectidae
Gene: spic
Product: Spi-C transcription factor (Spi-1/PU.1 related)
Exons: 5
Coding region: 180-1013 (277 amino acids)
Biological process (GO): cell differentiation; regulation of transcription by RNA polymerase II
Cellular component (GO): nucleus
Molecular function (GO): sequence-specific DNA binding; DNA-binding transcription factor activity, RNA polymerase II-specific
Source: RefSeq, a predicted model, not a curated record